AUGACACCGCCUCCGUCCAGAUGCACCGCCCUCGGCGCCCCGCGAGCCCGCGUUUCCAGCCCUCUGGCUCGGUCCAGGUUCCUGCUGCGGCUGCUGCUGCAGCUGCAGCUGGUCUGGACGGCCGCCGCCUCUCAAGGCCACCCGAAGAGCGGACCCCGCAUCUCCGCUGUCUGGAAAGGCCAUGCAGGGCAGGACCAUGUGGACUUCGGCUCAACUGAGCCACACACGGUGCUUUUCCAUGAGCCAGGCAGCUCCUCCGUGUGGGUGGGCGGACGCAACAGAGUCUAUGUCUUUGACUUCUCCAAGGGCAGGAACGCCUCUGUGCGCACGGUGAACAUUGGCUCCACCAAGGGGUCCUGCCGGGACAAGCAGGACUGUGAGAACUACAUCACACUCCUGGAGAAGCAGAACGAGGGGCUGCUGGCCUGUGGCACCAACGCUCGGCACCCCAGCUGCUGGAUCCUGGUGAACGACUCUGCAGAGUUUCUUGGGGAGAGGAGAGGUUAUGCGCCCUUCAGCCCAGAUGAGAACUCCCUGGUUCUGUUUGACGGGGACGAGGUGUACUCCACCAUCCGGAAGCAGGAAUAUAAUGGGAAAAUCCCUAGGUUCCGCCGCAUCAGGGGUGAGAUCGAGCUGUACACCAGUGACACCGUCAUGCAGAACCCGCAGUUCAUCAAGGCCACCAUUGUGCACCAAGACCAGGCCUAUGAUGACAAGAUCUACUACUUCUUCCGAGAGGACAACCCUGACAAGAAUCCCGAGGCCCCUCUCAACGUGUCCCGAGUGGCCCAGCUGUGUAGGGGGGACCAGGGUGGUGAGAGUUCACUGUCGGUCUCCAAGUGGAAUACCUUCCUGAAAGCCAUGCUGGUGUGCAGUGAUGCCACUACCAAUAAGAACUUCAACCGGCUCCAGGAUGUCUUCCUGCUCCCCGACCCUAAUGGCCACUGGAAGGAUACUAGGGUCUAUGGCGUCUUUUCCAACCCCUGGAACUACUCGGCUGUCUGCGUAUACUCCCUCGGUGACAUUGACAAGGUCUUCUGCACUUCCUCACUCAAGGGCUACCACUCGAGCCUCCCCAACCCACGGCCUGGCAAGUGUCUGCCAGACCGGCAGCCGAUACCCACAGAGACCUUCCAGGUGGCCGACAGUCACCCUGAGGUGGUGCAGAGGGUGGAACCCAUGGGGCCUCUGAAGACGCCACUGUUCCACUCCAAGUACCACUACCAGAAAGUGGUUGUCCACCGCAUGCAUGCCAGCAAUGGGGAGACCUUCCAUGUGCUUUACCUAACCACAGACAAGGGCACCAUCCACAAGGUGGUGGAGCCGGGGGAGCGGGAGCACGGCCUUGUCUUCAACAUCUUGGAGAUCCAGCCCUUCCGCCGGGCGGCCGCCAUCCAGGCCAUGUCGCUGGACGCUGACCGGCGGAAACUGUAUGUGAACUCCCAGUGGGAGGUGAGCCAGGUACCCCUGGACCUGUGUGAAGUCUACACCGGGGGCUGUCAUGGCUGCCUCAUGGCCCGCGACCCCUACUGCGGCUGGUACCAGGACCGCUGUGUCUCCAUCUACAGCUCCCAAGAGCCAGUGCUGCAGUCCAUCAAUCCAGUCGAGCCACACAAGGGGUGCCCCAACCCGAAGCCAGAACAGGCCCCGCUGCAGAAGGUUUCCCUGGCCCAGAACUCCCGCUACUACCUGAGCUGCCCCAUGGAGUCCCGCCACGCCACCUACUCCUGGCGCCACGAGAACAGUGUGGAGCAGAGCUGUGAGCCCGGCCACCAGAGCCCCAACUGCAUCCUGUUCAUUGAGAACCUCACGGACCUCCAUUACGGCCACUACUACUGUGAGGCCCAGGAGGGCUCCUACCUCCGCGAAGCUCAGCACUGGGAGUUGCUACGUGAAGACAGCGCCAUGACCUCGCAGCUGCUGGGCCGCGCCUGCGCCCUGGCUACCAGCCUCUGGCUGGGUGUCCUGCCCACGCUCAUGCUUGGCCUGCUGGUCCAUUAG
Rangifer tarandus platyrhynchus (Svalbard reindeer) is the source of this 2001-nucleotide messenger RNA. The record is from the annotation of a GenBank genome assembly. NCBI's taxonomy places the organism in Eukaryota, Metazoa, Chordata, Mammalia, Artiodactyla, Cervidae.